This is a messenger RNA of Rhodamnia argentea, 1512 nucleotides long. RefSeq lists its product as uncharacterized. The transcript is spliced from 3 exons. Bases 1 to 1512 code for a protein of 503 amino acids. The record is from RefSeq and is a predicted model, not a curated record. Lineage: Eukaryota; Viridiplantae; Streptophyta; Magnoliopsida; Myrtales; Myrtaceae.
AUGGAGAAGGGGAAGCAAGUAACGGGAAAUGAAGUUUCGGGUGAGAAGGCAAUGAAGUUGAAUCUAUACGCCGUCGAGCCUUAUUGUUCUGGUGAAGGUUUGCCUUAUGCUCCUGUAGAUUGGCCGAAUCCCGGCGAUACUUGGUAUUGGUGGGUCGGCAAGAGGACCAAUUCGUCUGGUUUCUAUAUAGACAGGCGCUUAUAUCUUCCAAAGCGCCUCCGCUGCCAGGGCUGUAAUCCUCGCUUUGGGAGCAAGUCUUUGCUUGAACACUACUUCUCUUUGCAGUUUCCGAACGCAGAUGUCAAUGAGUUCUUUGCUUCUUUUAGCUGGAUGGUUCCUUCUACGAGGCAUUACUCGAGCGAAGAACACCAAGUAUGUGGAGUUUCAAAAUACUUCAAGGACCCUGAUACUUCCGUAAGGGAUUUGGGUCAAGUACCACUGAAUGAAAUUGCAUCUAAGCAGAGAGAAGAAGCCUCCAGUAAUUCCAAGAGGAGGAAAAAGGGGAGACCAGCUUUGUCACAAGCCUUCCCUAGGCGCAGAACCCGACAAUGUUACAAAAUACCUGCUCAAGCCGACAUUAGUAAUGACGAGUCUGUAAUUGACUUGAGUUCCCUGGAGGACGAUAGCACAAGUGAUGGAAGUGGAUAUUCAAAAUGUGGCACUGAGUCGCAAAUUGAUCUUGAAGACGACGUUCCUGACCAAAGUAUCAGUUCUAGCAUCUGUGCAACCAAUGCUUCUGAGGCAGAAGAUGUGCAAAAAAUUGAGGAACUUCAUGCUCAAUUUUGUGAAGAAGAUGUUGAUGACUGUCUAAAGUCUUUGGAACAUGUUCUUUCUCAGCACAAUGAUGAAGCUCAGGUGCGGACUCCUUUCACUUACAUAGGUUCUGAUAUGGCAGAGGACAUGUCUACUCAUCGCAGGAAGCUUUCUUCCAUUCUUGCCCUGGAUCUCUCAUUCUUGCUGUCCUCAAAGUAUUUGGAAGAGAUUACUUAUUUGGUUGAGAAGCUCGGGGCUGAUCCCAUCUUGACUGUCGAUCAAUUGCUCAAGUUGAAGUUGGUCGAAGAAAUCCCCAAAGCAGGCGAGGUUUUUCUACACACUAUGGGAAUUGCUGAGCAGGCUAACAAAUUUUUCGGAGAUCUUCGGGCCAUGAAGGAAAAAGUUUCUUCUAUCAAGAGGGAGUUCAGUGAGCUGAAGAAGGGAGCAGGAGAAUUGCAGUCUCAGAUAGAUUUCAAGUCAUCUCUUGUGCAAGAAAUAGAUGAACAAAUUAUGCAGCUUCAGUCUAGGAAAGCCGAACUUGCUCGUCACCUUGAGUCGAAGAGCGAGGCGAAAGAUCAGGUGGUCACUGAGCAGAAAAUCAUGGCGAACUCUAUAUCAGCAGUUGUGCGAGAGAUCGAGACUGCCAGUGCUGAAAUCCCACUAUGGGAAAUGAAGAAGAAAACUGCCGGAAAGCGAAUGGCUGAGCUUGUUGCCAGGUAUGCGCCUCUCAAAGGUUACUCCUUUGAGAAAUCAGGGUGA